AUGGCCAGUUUUGAAUAUGCGAAGCUGGAUGGAGGUUUUGAUUUCAAGAGCUCCUCAAGUGCUUUUGGGGGGCUUUGCGCUGGAACAGGACAAGAGUGGCGCGCAGCAUUUACAGAUUUCUGGCGCUUGUACCGAGAAUACGAUGCCAACCACCCGGUCUUCCAAGAGCAACAUGACAUGUCAGUCCGGCUGCCGGUGUUCUGUCAUGGCGACGAGGGGCGUGGAUUACGUCGUGUGCCAUUUAUGGUGGAAGUAUGGCAGCCGGUCUUGUCCCACAAAGGUGCUAAUUGCACAAACAUGAGUGGGCAUACAUUUUGUUCUCGCCUACUCUUCACUUGCAUUAGCAGCAAACUCUUUGCGGGUGACCUGACGCUACGACAAAUCAACCGCGCAUGGGCAGAACAAAUGAUUUCUCUUUCCCAGGAUGGUGUGCCGGCUGGAAUCUGGAAUCUGUUCCUGACAUUCUUGGGAGGUAAAGGAGAUUGGCCUUAUCUUCGUAAGGCCCUAGAUAUAUACACGGGUUCCGGCUACUGCUGUCGGCAAAUCCCUGCUGAGAACUGGCAUGAUUUCAGUGAAGAUGCUCCAUGGCGGCAUGAGCGACCAAAUCCAUCGCCCUUCAAAGAGGACGGCAAUCCGUUUCAUAAAGUUCCUGGAGCGGACGACGCCCUGCGAGUUCUGCCAGAUGUGAUGCACACAUAUCACAUCGGAUUCGGCGUCGACUUUUGCGCGUCCAUCAUCAUGUGGCUGGCCAAUCUUGGCCACUUCGGCCAUAAAGGCAAAAUCGACGACUGGUUGCGUGAGGCGCACUCUAGGUUUAUGCAGUGGUGCGCGGCCAAUGGCAAGUAUUCAGCUUGCACGGAGUGGUCACGAAGAACGUUCCACAUGAAGUCGAAACUUGUGCCAAAUUCAGGCGCGGCAUGCAAAGCGCACGACACGGGGGUCGUGACAGCGUGGCUUGAGCAUGUCCUUCGCGGCAUAGCACCAGACAAUGGCAUCAUCGACACCAUGCGGUACACCGUCUCUCAGUGCAACGUCUUUUUUCGCACCCUGCACAAGCACGGGAACUUCAUCCCACCGGCUGACAAGGACAAAGCGAUGUCGGAUAUGCAAACUUAG
Effrenium voratum is the source of this 1116-nucleotide messenger RNA. The record is from the annotation of a GenBank genome assembly. Lineage: Eukaryota; Dinophyceae; Suessiales; Symbiodiniaceae.